Messenger RNA from Hemibagrus wyckioides, 3156 nucleotides. RefSeq names its product ring finger protein 152 (gene rnf152). The transcript is spliced from 3 exons. Lineage: Eukaryota; Metazoa; Chordata; Actinopteri; Siluriformes; Bagridae. Gene Ontology annotation, molecular function: ubiquitin protein ligase activity. The record is from RefSeq and is a predicted model, not a curated record. The coding region runs from base 335 to 868 and encodes 177 amino acids.
CUGAGGGGCGGGCGCUCGUGAACGCCCACGGAACUGUCAAACCAAGGAGCGCGUGCUGAAAGGCAGCGCGAGCCUUUUAUCCAAGACGCACGCGACACAACGCGUCCCUCACGGAGCUGAGUGAAGGUACCGUAAGGGAAAGAAGGGAAAAAACAAAUUCUUUACACAGAGGGAGAGAGAGAGAGAGAGAGAGGUGAGCGCGAGCUGAUUCAACAUGAUGCAGCCAGAUAUGGAUUAAAAGUCCAAGCUUGAGAUUUGACCAUGUGGAUCUUAGACGUGUUUCUGCGCUUGUCAUACUGAGUUUGUAUUGAGGAUUCAGCAGCUGAGGUGUACAAUGGAGAUGUUCUCGAGAGCAGAGUGUCAGAUCUGCUUUAACCCGUUCAGCCCUCGACGGCGGCCCAAACUUCUCGAAUGCAGACACACGUGCUGCUCGGCAUGUUUGCAGCAGAUGGUGCUGAAUCACAGGGAAGUCUGCUGCCCCUGGUGCCGCCAUGUCACCCAUCUCGGCGGCCUCUCCGUGUUCCAGCUCCCGGAUGAUCCGGAAGCACUCUCGGCCAUCACCUUGGCACACGCACCUCUUUUAGUCCGACUGCCCGAUAGCAGCUGCUUCCUGCUGCCUCUGUCAGCGGACGAACAUGCCUACCGAUACAGCUACAAAAACGUGGACGGGACAACGCAACCUGAACACCUCACAGCUGGAGAGGAGGAGGAAGGGGUAGCAGGGAGAGAUGUGACAAUGAAAAGUUCAGCCUGGUCCAGGUUCUGCACCGUCCUCCUGGUAGCCAUCAUCCUCAUCUUCCUCCUGGCAAUCGUCCUGCACAACAUGUCUUGCGUGUCCAAACGCUUCAGCAUCAUCUCCUGUGGGUGAACGACGAGUCUGGGAGUCACCCUACACACUAUUCCCCACAAAGAAGAAGGUAAAGGAUUUCAGACUUGGUUCUGUUAUGUAAACAACACGGGACAAGUUUCUCACAGUCAUUGGCUCUGGUGUGGAUGUGUUUCAAACUGCAGUUGUACUACACAGGGAAUAAACCAAAACCACAUGCCCUGUUGUCUAAAUGGGGAACAUAAACUCUAUUUCAGAAACCUCACCAUUAUCAAAACACUCUUGAUGUGUACCAAAUCACACAUCCUAUACACUAUAUAGGGUCAUUUCUGAAAGCUCACCAUUAUACAGUGGGAAUGGCUGAAUCCCAGUUCCAAACCACAUACCUUAUUCACUAUACAGGGAACAAACAACAUUUAAUACUUACUGUUUACAAUCUAGACUACAUAAUGCAUCAAGUUCAAGCACAAAGGUGGAUUGUGGGUAUUUUGUACCUGCCUGGUUACACUGGACACUGGUUACACUUUGUCAUCUGAGUGGACUGGACAAAUGAGUUCUCUGGGUAAAUGAGUGCACUGGGAAAAUAAGAGCACUGGACAGAUGUAGUGAGCAUGGUGUGAUUUUGGACCUAUGGUGCGUUUCGCUUUGUAUCUGGAUGAGGAGAGCGGGUUUGUAUGAAGAUGGAUAUAAUAAAAGCCAAUAAGAGACUGUUUCCUGCUGAGUGGCAGGAGUGUAAAGUACAUUUUUUUUGUCUGUUUGGGUUUGGAUGUGUUCUUAUAAAAAUUUUUUUAACCAGUUUACAGUUAAAGGCCAAGAUUAAUGCAAUGUUUUAUACUGUAAUGUGGUAGCAUUGCGAUUGUGAUGAUUUUUAAAUGUAACAUGACUUUAAGCAGGUUUUCAUGUAUUCAGUGUUGGAAGCCAGACCUGUUUUUAAAUACAUCGAUCAGGCAUACCAUUAUGACCACCUGCCUAGUGUUGUGUUGGUCCCCCUUUUGCUGCCAAAACAGCCCUGACCCGUCGAGGCAUAGACUCCACUAAUCCCUGAAGGUAUGCUGUGGUAUCUGGCACCAAGAUGUUAGCAGAAGAUGCUUUAAGUCCUGUAAGUUGGAAGUGGGGCCUCCAUGGGGGGCAUAAAGGAUACUUACAGGACAUAAAGGAUCAUUGUGAUAGAUACUGACCACUGCAGAGUGGGAACACCCCACAAGAGCUGCAGUUUUGGAGAUGCUCUGAUCCAGUGGUCUAACCAUCACAAUUUGGCCCUUCAUCAAACUCGCUCAAAUCCUUACGCUUGUCCAUUUUUCCUGCUUCUAACAUCAACUUUGAGGACAAAAUGUUGACUUGCUGCCUAAUAUAUCCCACCCACUAACAGGUGACAUGAUGAGGAGUUACUCAGUCUCAUUCACGUCACCUCUCAGUGGUCAUAAUGUUAUGGCUGAUCGGUGUAUACAAGCAAUUAGUUUUUUUAAGAUUUGCAUAGUGUGUAAUAAAAUGGAGUUUAAGUGAAAGUUAGAAAAUAAACUACAGCUAAGUGUGUAGAAUGAGUUGAUAAGUUUAAAAAGCUGUCUUAACAGUAAAUUUGACAAAAAAGGGGCUUGUCAUAAAAAAAAAAAUAGAGGAGGAUUAGAAGAAAUAUUUUAUACUGAAUCACACACACAUUAUAUUUCCAAAAGUUUUGGGACACACCUCCAAAUGAUUGAAUUCAGGGGUUGGGCUCGGCCCCUUAGUUCCAGUGAAAGGAACUCUUAAUGCUUCAGCUUCAUACCAAGACAUUUUGGACAAUUUCAUGCUCCCAACAUUGUGGGAACAGUUUGGGGAUGACCCCUUCCUGUUCCAACAUGACUGUACACCAGUGACCAAAGCAAGGUCCAUAAAGACAUGGAUGAGUGAGUUUGGUGUGGAGGAACUUGACUGACCUGCACAGAGUCCUGACCUCAACCCCAUAGAACACCUUUGGGAUGAAUUGGAGCGGAGACUGUGAGCCAGGCCUUCUCGUCCAACAUCAGUGCCUACAGUUGAAGCUGUUAUAGCUGUAAAGGGCGGGACAACUCCAUAUUACAUUCAUGUGCAUGGAAAGGCAGAAGUCCCAAAACGUUUGGCAAUAUAGUGUAUCCUGAUUGCUGGAUUUCCUCUUUCAGCCCUGCCACGUUUUUUAACUAAUAACAUUUUUUUAGAUGUUCUUGUGAAGUGUAUAAUAAAUGACCUGGGUGUUGAGUCAUUCCUCUGGCUGUUUAUUAGAACUGAAUUUAUAUAAUGCUGAAUUCUGGAUUCUGUUUGAUCCGAAGGCUAGUGCAGUGCAACUUCAGAAACUAUUUUUUAUUGUGACUUUUAGU